UUGUUGAGUAGGCCUACAAGGAUGAGUGACCGAUGGUGUCUGCCGAGGCCAAGUAAUUACUUAGUCAACAGCCAAACCGAAUCUACAUCUGGAUUGAACGUAUCUUAUUUAUUAUUCCCUUGCUGAGGGAGCUUUCCUUCAGAUUCGUAGAAACUCGACCAUGUUGCAGGAGGCAAUGAGAGGAGAGCCUCCCUCGGAAAGAAACGCGAGACAGAGUACGAGGACCAGUUUGAUGGUAAGCGAUCCAAGCGAGACGAGGCAGUAUACGGCCCACAGGAGAUCACCAGAUGGAGUGAUAUUCAGGAGUAUAACGCAGAGGACAGGCUUGAUGGGAUGAGGGAAGAGCGCAAAGAUGCAGGGAGAAGCAUGGCAGAUGGCAGAAGAACACAUGACUACGCUGACCAGUCCCGCAAAGGUCGUCCUAACCACCAUCCAGGAAGGAAUGGGAGUGACCGGCACUUUGAGCGCACCACUGCCAACUACCACACAGGACACAGGCCUAGAGACCGCCACUCAAGCUCACAUGGAGAGCAGCAUCCGCCCGAGCAGAUGAGCAGAGGGCACCAGUUCCGCCGAGGAGGGUCCAAUUCUAAUUACGAGGGAGGUGGCUAUAACUAUGGCUAUGAAGAUAACAGGGAUAACUCCUCUAGGGGGUCAUCUUUCCAGAGUGGCAGUUUUUCAAAUUCCAGGGAUGGCUCGCACAAGGAGAGUUCGCACUAUUCUGGAAACGAGAACAACAGAGACCGUCCAUACAGAGACCGGCCAUCGAGAGACAGACCUCCAAGAGAGAAGGACACCCCUUACUCCAAAUUCAACCCACGGAAUUCCCAUGACCGAGAAUGGAACAGGAAUUCUGGGUAUGGUGAUCACUUCUCUAGCCAGGAGCGCAGUUCGAGAUAUGAUGGUAAACUUGGGAAAAGAGAAAAUCCACCAUCUUUAAGAGAAAAUCCACCAUCUUCAAGAGAAAAUCCACCAUCUUCAAGAGAAAAUCCACCAUCUUCAAGGGAAAAUCCUGGGGAAGCAGCGUAUGGAGAUUAUAGGGAGGGUCCCGUACAGGAUGACUAUGACAGUGCAAAUUCAUGGUCAGACUCUCGAGACAGAAACUACACAAGAGAUUCGUCACACACUGAAUCUGCAACACAAGAAGUAUCACUCCAUGGUGUCGUGGGAACAAUGCUUCAUAAAUUGGCUUCGUGCUCAUUGAAGAACAAGGAAGAUGCAAACUUGGCAUUAAGAAUCAUCAACAUGUUCUUGAAGCCACUUGCAGAUUAUAGCUACAAAAAUGGGGAUGAAACGUCUGCCAGUUUGAUCAAAGCUGCAGAAAUUAACUUGAAAACCCUCAGGGAACAGACGCUCUUCUCGACCUCAUCGGUCCCAGAGGUCACAAACCCGGGUCACACAACCCCUCGGCAUCAGCAUCAGCACCAGCACCGGAACCAACAGAAAAAGCAGCACACGUAUCACAGACACAUGUACUAGCAGCUGUGGACAAACCUUUUAUAUUAAAAGGAAUCAGUUGUAGUUGCAUGAGUCUUACGUGCUGUGCUUGGAUGUCAAGUAGAGUAUAUUUGAUAUCAAGGGAUGAGCGCAUUCCUUGGACAGUAUUCAACUUUAUAUGAAAUACACAUAGUAAUUAUUCAAGA
Penaeus chinensis is the source of this 1643-nucleotide messenger RNA. Its product is annotated as serine/threonine-protein kinase BUR1-like. The record is from RefSeq and is a predicted model, not a curated record. Lineage: Eukaryota; Metazoa; Arthropoda; Malacostraca; Decapoda; Penaeidae. The transcript is spliced from 9 exons. Bases 334 to 1479 code for a protein of 381 amino acids.